Cylicocyclus nassatus is the source of this 3102-nucleotide messenger RNA. The record is from the annotation of a GenBank genome assembly. Lineage: Eukaryota; Metazoa; Nematoda; Chromadorea; Rhabditida; Strongylidae.
CAGUGUUCCCAUAUAUGCCUAUAGUUAUCUUUCUAUACGUUCUUUUUCUUUCAAAGUCCGCCAAUGCCAUAAACUUAGCUGUCUGUUCCAGAAAUUUGUUAGUUUUUUAUUCUUUGCAUUAUGAAAGAAAUGAACGCUAAUACGUUGUCUUUCCUUGACAAGCAAAUCAAAAUGGACUCAGCAAAAGAAGCCGAAGAAUUAGCGAAGGCGAUAGAAUCGUUUUCGAAUAUGGAGGCAUUGGAGUUGAGAGGAAAUACAGUCGGUGUUGAGGCAGGAAAAAGAAUAGCGGAAGCAUUAGAGAUGCAUCCAGAAUUGAAAAAAUGCUUAUGGAGCGACAUUUUUACCGGACGUUUGAAGUCAGAAAUACCCCCGAUACUGCGGCAUUUGUGCUCGGCUAUAAUGAACGCUGGUUGUCAUAUUGAGGAAAUGGACCUGUCUGAUAAUGCGUUUGGCCCGAUUGGAGCUGAAGGAAUUUCAAGUUUCUUGGUCUCCCCUUCCGCGUACUCCUUGAAGAUUUUGAAGCUGAAUAAUAACGGUCUAGGAGCUGGAGGAAAGGUUAUUGCGGAAUGUCUGGCGCAGUGCCAGUGGAAUGCACUUCGCGAUGGACACUCAUUUGAGCUAAAAACUUUUAUUGCUGGCCGUAAUCGAUUAGAAGAUCCUGGUGCGAAAGCGCUGGGAGAAACCUUCUUGGCACUCCAGUCUUUGGAAGAGAUUCGUCUACCACAGGACGGCAUUCGUCCAGCAGGAAUUUGUGCUCUUGCUCAUGCAUUUGCCUUCAACACUGAUCUGCGAAUUAUUGAUCUCAACGACAAUACCUGCACCAAAAAAGGUGCCAUGGCUCUAGCCAAGGUUCUUGGCGAGCUUACUCACUUGGAGACUUUGGAUCUUGGAGAUUGCUUGUGUCGUAAUGCAGGAGUGAAAGCGAUCUGUAAGGCUAUCUUUGAUGGAAGGCAUAAUAGGCUAAAGUACGUGGAUCUUUCUGGUAACGGACUAUCCGCUGACACAGCUAAAAGCAUCAUUAACAGCUGGAAAGAACUGUAUGCAGAUCGCGGCAAAGAAGUAUUGCUGAAACUUUCAAACAAUUGCUUUGGUUCAAGUUUCAAUGAACUUGCGAGGCUGGGUCGGCAAGCUCGUGUUGAGCUAGGAGACAUAGAUGAUGACGAAGGAUCAUCUACUGAUGAGGAUUCUGACGCAAACAAUGACUCCGAAGAGGAUGAGGAUAAAGAAAACAGCGAAAACAGAAACGAUGCUAAGGGCGAUGACAUGGAUCUAAAUGCUUUAUUGAAAGGUGUAGGUUGUAUGAAAGUCGUAGAGCAAAAGGCGAAUGGUGCUAACGAUGGAGAUGCUGUCUCUUUCCUGGAUAAACAACUAAAACUUGACACAGCGCAAGAUGCUGAACCUGUUGCAAAGCAAAUUGAGGAACAAAAACGGAUGCGUGUAUUAGAACUGCGCGGAAAUACACUUGGAAUUGAAUCAGGGAAACGCAUUGCUGAUGCUUUGAAGAAACAUCCGGAGCUAGAGCGCUGUCUAUGGAGCGAUAUGUUUACCGGCAGACUCAAAAACGAGAUCCCUCCAAUAUUGAAGUGUUUGUGCUCGGCAAUGAUGUCAGUGGAUUGUCAUAUAACAGAGCUAGAUCUCUCCGACAAUGCAUUUGGGCCUAUUGGAGCUGAAGGUAUACAAGAGUUUCUUGUUUCUCCAGCUGCUUAUUCGUUAGAAGUUUUGAAACUGAAUAACAAUGGUCUUGGAGCGGGUGGAAAGGUGAUCGCACAAUGUCUUUCUCAAUGCCACGACAAUUCUGUGAAAGCCGGUAGGCCACUGAAGUUGAAAACUUUCAUAGCGGGUAGGAACCGUCUCGAAGUUCCUGGAGCCACGGCUCUAUCAUCAGCAUUCGCGAAAAUUGGAACGCUUGAAGAGAUUACCGUACCUCAGAAUGGUAUCACUGCCAUGGGCAUAGGGGCGUUGGCAUCCUGCUUUAGAGCGAAUCCCAACUUGAAAGUGAUCAAUUUCAAUGAUAAUACAGCAACGCAGAUGGGUAGCGAAGUUAUCGCGAAGUCUCUCUCAGCUCUGAAGAAGCUGGAAGUUUUGAAUUUGGGUGACUGCUUAUGUCGAGAUCAAGGAUGCCACGCCAUUGUGGAUGCACUAUCACCCACGGUGCAUAAGAACUUGAAAAUGCUUGACAUCUCGGGAGCGGAGUUGUCUGGUGCUGCUGCAAAACAAAUCAUAGAAAAGUGGAGGAAGUUCUCAUCUGGAGCGCAACUGAUAGUUUCAUCCAAUAACUUCGGCAGUAUGUUCGCACAAAUAAAGAAGAUGGCGGGAGCGAACAUCGUUGUGGGCGAUGAAGACGAUGACCAAGGUUCCGUAAGUUCCGAUGAUGAUGAAAGGAUGAGUGCUGAAGAUAGUGAUAGUGAUGGUACCGACGAAGAAGGGGAUGUAAAGUUAGAUUCUGCAGAAGAGGGAUAUGAUGAGUCCGACGAUCCCAGUAGACUUCUCCAGUCAUGCAAGGAUGAUAUUGAAAUUUCUAUAGACCGAUUUGAAUCUGCUACGCAGGAGGAGUCCGCACGUUUGAUCUUAAGACUGGCAGCAAUCUUAGCGAAAAGUUCCAAGAAAGAGGAAAUUGUUGAAGAAGUUUUCGAUGAAGUCGUAAGCACUGCAGCAGACAUUAUUGUCAGAGUAAAAUCUGUUCAUCGCCGGCCGAACUCUACCACAACUCAACUUGUGAAUCAUCUUAUUGCUCAAGCUGGAUUCGUUAAGUGCGAAGAAAAGUGGGAUAUACCUGUGGAUCGCGCUGCUCUUGGCAAACUUCUCCAUUCACUUAUUUCACGCUCAGUCCUUGAUAAAGAGCGUGAUGUGAUUCGAAACUACUUUGGUCAACCGUAAGCAAUACCCUAUGUGCGGAACGCUAAUCGAAUUUGGUUGUAUUCAUAGGUAGUCUUAUAUAUGUAUCCACUAAGUUGUGCAAUUACAAUUAUGAAGCCUUAACUAGACUUUGAAAUAUGUCGUUAUUAUACUCGUCACUGUGUAUUGUGUCCGCGGUACGCGACGAAUGGAAUGCUUUCGCACCGUCGAUUUCUAGAUUAUCUGUUCGCGUUCAUGAGAGAGAGC